AUGGUGGAAAUAGUGGAAACUCUUGUAGUUAAUGGAGAAAUCGUAGCAGUGGAAGGAGAAACCGAUUCUCUGAUUGGAGAAACCGUAGAAACGGUAGUAGUAAAAGGAGAAACCGACUCUUUCAUCGGAGAAACCGACUCCUUUAUCGGAGAAACCGACUCUUUCAUCGGAGAAACCGACUCUUUCAUCGGAGAAACCGACUCCUUCAUCGGGGAAAUGGUUUCUCGAAUGGAUUCCCGGGCUGCGGGGGACAUUCCGAGCAUGGCUUUGAGCUCGUUCAUGUCGGCGGUCUUUCGAUGCGGCCCGCUCACCGGAGACAGCAGCAGCAGCGAGCUGUCGGAGAGAGAGCCCGUCGACGCGACCGACGACAUUCGCGACGAGCGGCGCACGCGCGGAGGCGACGGCUCCGAAUCGAACUGGGCCAAAUAG
Messenger RNA from Blastocystis hominis, 429 nucleotides. RefSeq lists its product as hypothetical. The record is from RefSeq and is a predicted model, not a curated record. The transcript has a single exon. NCBI's taxonomy places the organism in Eukaryota, Bigyra, Opalinata, Blastocystidae. Bases 1 to 429 code for a protein of 142 amino acids.